AUGGCCAGCAUCAUCCGCGGCGGCGUGGACUCCGCCCAGCCAAGCAGCCAGCCCGUCCGCGCCGUGGCGUUCGACUUCCAAGACAUGUCGCACCGCGCGGACGAGUACGUCCAGCAGGUCCGCGACGAGGCGGCCAAGAUCGUGCAGCAGGCCCACGCCGACGCCGAGCAGAUCCGCCGCAACGCGGACAAGGCGGGCCGCGAGACCGCCGAGCAGGCGAUUGAGAAGGUGCUGUCGGAGAUGGUCGGCAAGCAGAUCGACACCCUCCGCCCGGCCCUGGCGGGCAUCGUCAACCAGCUUGAUGACGCGCGGAACCAGUGGCUCGACCAUUGGCAGCAGGCGUCCUUGGCGCUGGCCGUGAAGAUUGCCGAGCGGCUCGUGCGGCGAGAGCUGACCGCGCAGCCAGAGAUCCCCGAGGACUGGGUCCGCGAGGCGUUGACGCUGGCAGCCGCCGGGGGCGAGAUCACGGUGCGUCUGAACCCGGCGGACCACGCCCACCUGGCGCCCAAGGCGGAAGAGGUCGCCCGCGACCUGGGCAAGCUCGCACAAACACGCAUCCUCGACGACGACGCCAUCAAGCCGGGCGGGUGCCUCGUUGAGACCCGCUACGGCGCCAUCGACAUGCAGCUGGAAACCCAGCUGAACGCCACCCCCGCUGCCCUGACCGGCAGCGUUGUGGAGGUGGUCGGCAUGACCGCAACGGCGGCCGACUUCCCCGCGCCCAUCGGCGCGCUGGCGGAGAUCUACGCGCCCUCGGGCGAGUCGAUCGAGGCAGAGGUCGUUGGCUUCUCAGACGCCGGCGCGGUGCUGUACCCACUGCGGAGCAUCGCGGGCGUACGCCGCGGGUGCCGCGUGCGUCUGAAGCGGACCGAGCGACGCAUCCGCGUCGGCAACGGCCUGCUGGGGCGGGUGGUGAACGCCCACGCCCGCUGCAUUGACGGCAAGCCCCACCCCUUCCUAACCGACCGGGCGCCGAUGGACCGCGACGCCCCCGGACCGGUCGACCGCCCACGCAUUCAGCAACCACUCUCCACCGGCGUCCGCUCGAUAGACGGCAUGCUGACCUGCGGACGCGGCCAGCGGCUGGGUAUCUUCGCCGGUUCGGGCGUGGGCAAGAGCGUGCUGCUGGGCACCAUGGCCCGCAACACCUCGGCCGACGUCAACGUGAUCUGCCUGGUCGGCGAGCGCGGCCGCGAGGUCAACGACUUUAUCGAACGCGACCUCGGCCCGCAGGGCCUGGCGCGCAGCGUGGUGGUGGUCGCCACCAGCAACGAGCCGGCGCUGAUGCGGCUGCAGGCCGCGUCGGCCGCGACUUCGAUUGCCGAAUGGUUCCGCGACCGCGGCAAGGACGUGCUGCUGCUGGUCGACUCGGUCACACGCACCGCGAUGGCGAACCGCGAGAUCGGCCUGGCCGCCGGCGAGCCGCCCACCAGCCGCGGCUACCCACCCUCCACCUUCAGCCUGCUCCCCAAGCUCGUCGAGCGCGCCGGCCGCGCCCGGCAGGGGAGCAUCACCGCCUUCUACUCGGUGCUCGUCGAGGGCGAUGACGAGAACGAGCCGAUCGCCGACACAAUGCGGGGCCUGCUGGACGGGCACGUCUGGUUGUCCCGCAAGCUGGCCGGCGAGGGGCACUACCCGGCCAUCGACCUGCUGCAGAGCAUCAGCCGCCUGAUGAGCGAGGUCGCGGGCCAGCGCGAGCAGGAGUCGGCCCUGCUGGUCCGCAGGCUGCUGGCGGCCUACCGGGAGAACGAGGACCUGAUCACUAUUGGCGCCUACCGUAAGGGGAGCAACCGAACGGUGGACGCGGCGCUGGCGCUGCGUGAAGAGAUCAACGGCUUCCUGCGGCAAACCCGCACCGAGGAGUGCACCCUCGAGACCACCAUCCAGGCGCUCAACGCGCUCGGCACAAAGGCCGCCAAUGCCUUGGGCGCGCCGGUCGCGCCCAUCGCCCCGGUGACGGCGCCCGCGGUGACCGCGGCGGCCCCUACCCCAACCAUCUGA
Molecule: messenger RNA, 2001 nt
Organism: Ostreobium quekettii
Lineage: Eukaryota; Viridiplantae; Chlorophyta; Ulvophyceae; Bryopsidales; Ostreobiaceae
Source: the annotation of a GenBank genome assembly